CAUGCUACUUCCUCUCUAAAAAUACACUUCUCCACCUCGUUACAUCUAAACCAAAAAUGUCCAAAGAUUUGGUCCUUAUCACCGGCGUUUCUGGCCAUGUCGGUUUCCGCGUACUCAUUGAAGCCCUCUCUCGCAACUACCGUGUACGCGCCGUCGUUCGCAAGGCCGAACAGGGCGAUCGCAUCCGCGAAGUCAAAUCCGUCAAACCUUUCCUUGCGGAUUUGGAGAUUAUUGUUAUCCCAGACUUGCUUAAGGAAGGCGCGUUCGACUGUGCGCUUGAAGGAGUCGUUGGUAUCGUUCAUGUAGCUUCCCCCUUGGCAAUCGCUACCACUGAGUUCAAGCGUGAUAUUAUCGACCCGGCGAUCGAUUCCACCACUGGUAUCCUGAAGUCUGCAGCAAAAACGCCGUCAGUGAGGAGGGUGGUCUUCACGUCCUCCAUUGCUCCUCUAUUGUCAGUGGAGUACAUUAUGUCGGAUGACCUUAGUAAAGUCUUUACCGCACAAGACACCUACCCUCCGCCCGACCUCGAGACAGCCCAGUUCGCCUUUCCGCUUCAAGCCUACGCGGCGGCCAAGAGCCACGCGCUCGCAAUCUCAGAGCAGUUUGUGGCAGAUAACAAGCCGCAGUUUGAAGUAGUUAACAUCAUGCCUAGCAUGAUCAUUGGCAGAAAUGAGCUUAACACUACUAAAGAGGAGGUUGUCGCAGGUACAAAUGCCGUUGUGCUUGGGCCUCUGUUGGGUCAUCAGGCAGAAAUGCCACUGAUUGGAGUAUCAGUACAUGUGAACGAUGUCGCGCGGGCCCAUAUUGAUGCCUUAAGCCCUAAGGUGCCUGGAAACAAAAGGUUGUUGUUGUCAUCUGGUGGACUGAAAGGGACGAACUGGGAAGAUGCGAAGGAAAUUACCCAGCGGCUUUAUAGUAAGCAGGUAUCUGAGGGUCUUUUCCCACUCAACGGAAACACCCCGACGAGGCCGAUUCAGCUCGAUGCGUCUGAGACCGAUGAAGUGCUUGGGUGGAAGCUCCAAAGCUUUGAAGAGCAGGUCAAGAGUGUCAUUGACCACUACGUUGAGCUAGCAUCUGUAUCAGCUGUUAUAUUUUCGUAGAAGCAUUUUGUAAAGUAAAGUAGCGG
Boeremia exigua is the source of this 1126-nucleotide messenger RNA. RefSeq lists its product as uncharacterized. Gene Ontology annotation, molecular function: oxidoreductase activity, acting on the CH-OH group of donors, NAD or NADP as acceptor. The transcript is spliced from 4 exons. The record is from RefSeq and is a predicted model, not a curated record. Bases 57 to 1100 code for a protein of 347 amino acids. NCBI's taxonomy places the organism in Eukaryota, Fungi, Ascomycota, Dothideomycetes, Pleosporales, Didymellaceae.